Thlaspi arvense is the source of this 2612-nucleotide messenger RNA. NCBI's taxonomy places the organism in Eukaryota, Viridiplantae, Streptophyta, Magnoliopsida, Brassicales, Brassicaceae. The record is from the annotation of a GenBank genome assembly.
UCGUCGCCGGUUUUUCAUCCCCCCGCCACUAUUUACCCUAGAUUUUUUUUUCUCUUUGCUACUGAAUCCCGCUUUUUCCCAGACAUUUCAAUUUUCAAUUUUCAAAACUCAAAACCUCUCUCUCUCACUCUCUCUCUCCCUCGAUCUCUCGCAGCGUCAGGAUAUCUAACUGAAGUCUAAUCAGCGGGGAAUAUUCCGGUGGUUCAGAUGGCUGAUCUGAGCCGGAGUUCAACUUUAGGGGAGGAUCCUUUACAUGCUUACUCAGGUCUGUCGUUGUUUCCUCGCACGCUGAAAUCCUUGUCCAAUCCUCUUCCUCCUCCUCUUUAUCAAUCAGAAGAUCUACACCAGACGCAUACUCUCCUUGAAUCUAUGCCUUUCGAAAUUCGAACGGAUCAUCAGGAACAAGCCAGGGCCAUCUUAGAUGAGAGCUCAGCAUUUUUAAAGCAAGGCACUGGAACCAGUGUAGCAUCCCAAGAUACGAAUGAAGGUGACAAGAUCCCAAAUAAACGAGAAAGAAGACCGGGAUUAAACCGUAAGCGAGGACACUUUACUUUCAAGCCUACGACAAGUCAACCACCUCCAAAUGAACCAAGCUUCGAUCCUAGUAAAUAUCCGAAACCUGAAGACUUUUUUGCUGCGUAUGAAAAAUUUGAAAAUGCCCAACGAGAAUGGCAGAAGCAGAGUGGCACAUUUGUACCAGAAACACACCAGAACCAGCCAUCGACCCGCCCUCGCAGACCAGGUCUUCCUGGGAGAAAACGGGGUUCAUACAAGCAUACUUAUACGGAUAGUUAUUUAACUUACCUGAAAGCUUCAGAAAACGAAAAUCCCAUUCCUUCAGAACAUACUUUAGAGAGGACCACGGUUGCACCAGUAACGACUGCGGACAGAGAAGUAGAUGAUUCAACCGUAAACACAGACAAGGGCUUAGAAAAAGUUUUGACUGAGUUGCUUGCUUGCUCUCCGGAUGAGCUUGAUGGGGAUGCUGGUGUCAAGCUUUUGGAGGAACGUCUGCAUAUCAAGCCCUUUGAUAAACAAUUGCUUUCUCUCCCUAAACUUCCUGAAUUUCCAGAUGUUAGAAGAAUGAACUUGAAGGCACCUGGAAGGACCCCACCAAACCAAAGGACUGCGCUAUCAAAUAUACAGAAUCUGCUAAAAGGGAUCAACAAAGACGCGACUCGAAAAAAUAGCCCGUCAUCAGCAUCAAGUCCACCAGAGGAUCACUUUUCAUUUCCCGACAGACAUUGUCUACUUGCAGGAGAUCGACAGUCUAGAGAGGAUAAUCUAGCAAAGGAUUUGAAUGUCUGUUUCAGAUCCUCAGUGGCCAACGAUGCUGAUGAAGUUAUAACUAAUGCAUCCCGGUCCAAUGUGGGCACUACACACGUUGCCUGCGAAUUCAACAGCUCAGUGCAGAAGAGUUCUACUGGAGGUGGUUCUGAUACUCAUUCUGGCAUCCACAGAUCUCUUACAAGUCCAGAUAGGAACACAGAUAAUUGUGUGGACGAUAGCUUCGCAAACAUAACUUCAGCUACGCUAGAGAUGAAUGUAGAUGUUCACACAGAAGGAAAUGAGGGAGAUGCGCUCAUGAGUGAAAGUGAAGCAAACAGAAACACUGGCAGAAGAGAAAAUGAUGCCGAUAUCAAUGAAGAAACUGAUCAAUUAGAUAACCUGGCGGAAUUUGCAUCGAGAGAGGUUGCAAGAAUGGAUCCUUCUACUGUAGAAGAGGAUAGCAUCCCAGAUAAGCAAGACGAAUCCUCAGAAUCCCCAAACAGAGCUCCAGAACAAUACAACAUAACGGAUGGAUCCUUUGAACAUACAGAGCACAUUCAAGGACAACAUGGAAAGGAAAGUGACAACACAGACACAGCUUGUGAGCUUCAAGUAGAAAAUGCUCAGCAGGAGGUUCACAACUCUCCACAAAAACAAACAAAGAAACGAAGAAAGGGAGGAUCUCGUGAUAGCAAUAUGAAAAAGCGAAGCAAAACCGUGCAUGGUGAGAGUGAGGGGGACAAGCAAAUGAAAACAUCUUCUCAUGAAAAUGGAGGAAAGAAGCAAAGCAAAGGAAAAUCGAAGGAGAGAGAGGAGAAGAAGCAAACGAAAAAAGGAACAACACGUGAGGGUAAAAUAUUCUCUCGGAGGAAAAGCCUUCUAGCUGCUGGUACUAAAUGGGAAUCUGGUGUCAGACGAAGUACAAGGAUUAAGUCGAGACCACUUGAAUACUGGAGAGGUGAAAGAUUCUUGUACGGACGUGUUCACGAGAGUUUGACUACUGUUAUCGGCAUAAAGUGUGAAUCUCCGGGAAAUGUAAAAAGCGACAAGCGCGCAUUGAAGGUGACAUCAUAUGUCUCUGAUGAUUACAAAGAGCUGAUUGAUCUUGUCGCCUUGCAUUGAAGGAAGAAUAUGUUCAAAGCAAUCGAUCCUCCUUUUUUAGUUUUUAUCAUAACUCUAUUGAUGCGUUAUCUGUAUGAUUGUAUCUACGACUAGCAUAAUUUUGGUCCAAACCUGUCACUGUCUUUCUUUCAAACCGCAACUGUUUUUGGACAUUCGAAAACGGAACCGUGCGUUUCAACUUUCAGUUGGUUUCUUCUUCCAUGAUUACAAGUCAAGUUGCC